This is a messenger RNA of Eucalyptus grandis, 2212 nucleotides long. Its product is annotated as TMV resistance protein N-like. Lineage: Eukaryota; Viridiplantae; Streptophyta; Magnoliopsida; Myrtales; Myrtaceae. Gene Ontology annotation, molecular function: ADP binding. The coding region runs from base 175 to 1182 and encodes 335 amino acids. The transcript has 3 exons. The record is from RefSeq and is a predicted model, not a curated record. Gene Ontology annotation, biological process: defense response.
UUCAACAAAGUAUGUUCUCACUUUGACGGUGUUUGUUUCCUCAACAACGUUCGAGAAUCAUUGCAGCAUGGGCCUAAAUCAUUGCAGCAUCGUCUUAUAAAGUUGCAAAAAAAGUUAUUGGCAAGUUUUGGGGGUCUUGUGAUUGAUGAUCACAUCAAAGACACUGGAGAUGGGAUGAAUAGGAUCAAGAGAGUAUGUCAUACUAAAAAAGUCCUCAUUGUUCUAGAUGAUCUAGACAAGCAAGAGCAACUCAAAAGGCUGGCCGGAAAAUCUGAUUGGUUUGGUUCAGGUAGUAGGAUCAUCUUCACCACUAGAAACUUAGAGGUCUUGAAGACUCGAGUGGAAUCAUCCAGUGAAGAAGUCCCAAAUCAACCUAAAGGAAUUUUGGCUUAUGAAGUUCAUGGAAUGGAACUUGGUCAUGCACUUCAGUUGUUUUGUAAGCACACAUUCGGAAGAGACUCUCCCCUAGAAGGAUAUGAUCAUCUUGCAAAGGAGAUUGUUUGUAGAGUGGGCAUGCUUCCUUUGGCUAUUGAGGUCAUAGGUUCACAUCUUUACUACCAAGGCUCUGCCCUAGAGCAACAUUGUGAUAAUCAAAAGCUAUGGGAAGAUACGUUGAAGCAAUUAGAUGAUGGUCCUUUUAAGGAUGUCCGAGAUGCAUUAAUGAUAAGUUAUGAAGGACUAGAGAUUAAGCAAAAAGAAGUAUUUUUGGAUAUUGCUUGCUUUUUCACCUACAAGAACCAAGCAUAUCCAGUUAUCAUGUGGGAUGAUUGCAAUUACCAUCCCCACAGUGCAAUUAAUGUCCUCUGCCUACGGUCAUUGAUAAAAAUUGUUGAUAAUGAGUUUUGGAUGCAUGACCAAGUUCGAGAUCUAGGAAGGUACAUUAUCCUUGAAGAAUAUCCUUGCAAAUAUAGUAGGGUGUGGAUUCAUGAGGAUGCUGUAAAUUUACUGGAGAAAAAAGAGAGAAAUGAAGAUGUAAAAGCACUAAGCCUGACUUCAUGUGGCUACAGCUGCGGCUGCAACGUUGUACGCGAAGAAUUAGCUUUCGAUGGCUGCAACCACAAAAUUGUACCUGAAGAAUUAGCUGCUCUGCCGAAUUUAAGGUGCCUUAAAGUUCAAGGCCUUGGGUUUUUGGCAACUUUGAGAAAAUUGUUUCAAAGCUAUCUUGGCUUUCUUGGGAGGUGACGCAUAAUAAAUUUUAUGUGGAGAAUCUUCAUUUUGCUAACUUGGUCGUGCUAGACCUUUCAUAUAGCUACAUCAAAGAUGACUGGGGUGGAUGGAGUCAAUUCCAGCAGAUGACAAAGAAACUAAAAGUAUUGGAUUUAACGGGUUGCAUAUUUUUGACGAGGACACCUGACUUCUCCAAUUUCUUGUCUUUGGAGAUCUUAAUACUUGCUUGGUGUGUCAAGUUGAUCACAAUUGACCGCUCCAUCGGUAAGCUUGAACACCUGAAAACUUUGAAUAUAGUGGGGUGUAGUAAAUCUCUUGGGAAGUUGCACCCAGAAGUUGGUUCUCUACCUUCUUCAACGCAGAUUGUCACGUAUGCUAAUCGUAUCGAACGUUUCGGGAUGGCGGUUCGUUUGCUAAAUUUAAAGCGAAUGGAGCGAAGAUCCACGACGUGGAAGAGAAAAUCCGAGACCGUUUCAUUGUAAUUGAGGAGAGUCUCCAGGAGCUGAUUGAUACGUUUGAUUACACCGCCAAGGGGGCUAGAGCAGCGACGUCAGGAAGAGAAAAUACGAGGGAGGCACCCCCGGAUAGAAUGGCACCCAGAGAUACUUCCAAAGCCUCUUGUGGCUGGAGUGUGGGCGAACCUUACCCGGUUAAGUUUACAUGGGAGUGGGGAAACAAAGGCGCUCCUGGAGGGACUUGACAGCCUGAAUUUUCGGUCAGAUAUCAUAAUAGAAGUGUGCCCUUGAAAUCAGUUUGACUUCCAGAGUCUACUGGAAGGUAAGGAGCCAAAUUCCAUCCAUCUCCCAGGCUAUCGGCGUUCUUUAUGGGAAUUAUCAAAUCUAUAUUUGAUCGUAUAAUGUGACAUUAUUAGACGCAAAUUGUGAUUACACUGUAAGUUACUUCGUAUAGAAUGCUUCUCUUUCGGGGCUAAAUUUUAGAAGAUGGGGAAAAUAUAAUGACAGGAAUAUUUCGCCAAUCACUGUGCAAAUUAUUAUCCAUUUUAGGACCCCAAAAACAACGAAAGUCAUGGACCCCCCCCUUUUUA